Molecule: messenger RNA, 11656 nt
Organism: Anopheles gambiae (African malaria mosquito)
Lineage: Eukaryota; Metazoa; Arthropoda; Insecta; Diptera; Culicidae
Gene: Ufd4
Product: E3 ubiquitin-protein ligase Ufd4
Exons: 11
Coding region: 1153-10728 (3191 amino acids)
Biological process (GO): proteasome-mediated ubiquitin-dependent protein catabolic process; protein K63-linked ubiquitination; anatomical structure development
Cellular component (GO): nuclear speck
Molecular function (GO): ubiquitin protein ligase activity; protein binding; metal ion binding
Source: RefSeq, a predicted model, not a curated record
AUCUGCUUCAUAAUUCCUUUCCGCUCCCAAAAGUGGGAGGCACGUCGUAGCUCGGCGGAAGAACACCCCGUUCAGUUCCAAUUCACACACAAACGCGUUGGCACACGCACACACUGGGUUCGUCCGAAGCAGCGUUUUUCUGCUGCCCAAGCUGCUGCGUUUCAUCAGAAGAAACAAAAAAGUGGCAGAAAAGCAGUAGUCGAACCAACCAGUGUCGCGUACCACCACCCCGCCCGUAGUACCCACUCUCUCGUUAUACAGCGCGCGCGCGUGUGUUUGUGUGUGUGUGCUCUGGAAUCACAAAGGUGCGAAUUAAAAAAAAAGCAAUCGAAACCUCGGAAUCGUAAAGGGAAAGCUUUGGAUUGGAAAACAACACCCCAUCAUCGUUUGCAGGCGGAGAGAGCAAACAGCAAUUUGUAACCACAUCUUGAAACACAUUCGCCUUCUUGAUCAUCAUUAGAUUGGCACACACGCUGGCAGGCAGACUGGCAAGAAAACGAAGCAGCCGCCGCUUGUGCGUGUGUGUGUGUGUGUUGGAUGGAGUGCUAGUUUCAUGUUUUUGGAUCACUGAAAAGAAGAAAACAAACCGUGUGCCUCUAUUUGGAAAAGCGUAGUGCUGCAGCGCACUGGAUAUAGAACCGUGCAAGUGAGUGAGUGUGUGUGUGUGGGUGCUGGUUUUGCGCAAGUGUUUGUGAGGCCGAAAAAACACGGUGCAAAACACUUUAUAGAGUGGAAAUUUAGUGAAAAUCAUCCUCCCCACAGCUGGAAAUUGGAUGUAAAACGGAAGUAUCAAAAGCAGUUCAUUUAGCCGAAAAACAAGUUAAUCCCUUCCCCCCACUUUAAGAAAGGGUGUGUGCACUGGUUUUGCGAAGAAAUCGGUCUCAUAUGCCCCAUCGUCGACAAUGGCAUAAAACGGGGGCAAAACAACAAACAAAAAAUCAACGAGUGCGUGAAGAAGUGGCCGAGCGCGGUCGGGUGUAUGGUGAACCGUUGGCAGGCGUCGUGUAGCAAACGGGUAAUCAAAACCAUCGAAAAAGAGCCCUUCCUCCCCCCCUUCCGAUCAGUAGAAAGAACGAAGACACGAAGAUCGUCGUUUGAAGGAUUCGCCGCUGCUGUGUGCAGCAAAACAAAGGCGCACACACUGCGUGAAAGAUGGGAGACGUCGAUCCUGAAACACUUUUAGAAUGGCUCUCGAUGGGUCAGGGCGACGAGCGCGACAUGCAGCUGAUUGCGCUGGAGCAACUCUGCAUGCUGCUGCUCAUGUCCGACAAUGUAGAUAGAUGUUUUGAAAGCUGUCCACCGCGAACGUUCCUGCCCGCGCUGUGUAAAAUAUUUCUCGACGAGCUGGCGCCGGAGAAUGUGCUCGAGGUGACGGCCCGCGCCAUCACGUACUAUCUGGACGUGUCGUCGGAGUGUACGCGCCGGAUCGUCGCCAUCGAUGGGGCGAUCCGAGCGAUCUGCAACCGGCUCGAGGUGGCCGACCUCGAGAGCCGCACGAGCCGCGACCUGGCCGAACAGUGCAUCAAGGUGCUGGAGCUGAUCUGUACGCGGGAGGCGGGCGCCGUGUUCGAGGGCGGCGGUCUCAGCUGUGUGCUCGCGUUCAUCCGCGACAGCGGCUCGCAGAUCCACAAGGACACGCUGCACUCGGCGAUGGCGGUGGUGUCGCGGCUCUGCACGAAGGUGGAACCGUCGGGCGCGAACGUGCAGACGUGCGUGGAGAGCCUGAGCACGCUGCUGCAGCACGAGGAUCCGCUCGUGGCGGACGGGGCGCUCAAGUGCUUCGCCUCGGUGGCGGAUCGGUUCACGCGCAAGGGCGUGGAUCCGGCCCCGCUCGCCGAGUACGGGCUGGUGCGGGAGCUGCUCCAGCGGCUGAGUAAUGCCGCCGGCGGGCCACAGAUUUCAUCGAGCGGUGGCGGUGGCAGUGCGGCGAUCUCCUCCAGCCUGGGAACAAACUCCUCCACGCACCCGGAAUCAUCGCCGUCCGCGGCGCAGCUGUCGUCGUCGGCGCCCAAGUCAGCGCAGGGCGCGAUGGAGGCGGGCCGAUCGAGCCAAUCGAUCGCGACCACGAUCUCGCUGCUGUCGACCCUGUGCCGCGGCUCGCCCUCGAUCACGCACGAUCUGCUCCGGUCCAAUCUGCUCGAGGCGAUGGAGCGCGCGUUCAAGGGCGACGAGCGGUGCGUGCUGGACUGCAUGCGGCUGGCUGACCUGAUUCUGCUGCUGCUGUUCGAGGGCCGGCAGGCACUGGGGCGGGUCGGCGGUUCGCAGGGUCAGCUAGCGCCGCGCGUUCGGCGGGCCGAUUCCAGCACGGAGCGCACGCACCGGCAGCUGAUCGACUGCAUCCGCAGCAAGGACACGGAGGCGCUGAUCGAAUCGAUCGAGUCGGGCGGCAUCGACGUGAACUGUAUGGACGACGUCGGGCAGACGCUGCUGAACUGGGCGUCCGCCUUCGGGACGCUCGAGAUGGUGGAGUUUCUGUGCGAUAAGGGCGCGGACGUGAACAAGGGCCAGCGCAGCUCGUCGUUGCACUACGCCGCGUGCUUUGGGCGGCCGGGCAUUGCCAAGGUGCUGCUCAAGCACGGUGCCAAUCCGGAUCUGCGCGACGAGGACGGCAAAACGCCACUGGACAAGGCGCGCGAACGGCCGGACGAGGGCCACCGGGAGGUGGCCUCGAUCCUGCAGUCGCCCGGCGAGUGGAUGAUGGCGGCAACCCGGUCGGACGUAAAGUGCGGCGACAGUGGAGAUGAGACGGGCGGUGCUGGUGGUGUCGGGGAACCGCGGGGCGAUCCGGAGAUGGCGCCGGUGUAUCUCAAGUUUUUCCUACCGACAUUCUGCAAAACUUUCCAAAGCACAAUGCUUGCUAGCGUGCGUAGAUCUAGCCUAGGACUUAUCAAGAAAAUGAUCCAGUAUGUACAGCCGGAGGUCCUCUCGAAGCUCUGCUCCUCCGAGGGUCUGCAAAGUUACGAGCAAAGCUUAGGCACGCUUCUAGUCGAAGUCAUCGCAAGCGUGCUGGACAAUGAGAUUAGCUACAGCUGGCCACCGUUGAGCCAACCCUCCGCCGCGUUGCCGGCGUACCUUCCACCCCUUCCUCCGCCGCCACCGCCGAUCCUAACCGUCGCGCGCCAUAGUUCUAGUAGCGUUAGCCAUAGUCUCCUAACCAAGCACAGCUGCGCCGAGCGGUUGAGCAAGUUUGUGCAGGCCAAGCGACAGCGGCGCAAUUCUAGCAGCUACAUAAUACCGCCGCCGCCACCGCUGCUACCGUUGACACCGCCACCACGCGGCACCACCUCGGCAAGGGCAAACGACUCGGACGAGGACGCGGAUGAUGAGUGGGCCGGGGCCGCCGCCGGUUCGAAAAGCAAUAACAAUAGUAGCGACCGCACCACCACCACCAAUCCUCGCAAUCGCACCCAAAGCAAUUGGUCAGAUCUUAGCAUUGCGGAUGACGAGGAUGGCCAUCUGGUGGUGCUUACGAUCGUGCAGGAGCUGAUGUCGAAAACGCAAAACGAUUUCCUCGACCAUUUCGCGCGGCUGGGCGUCUACACCAAGGUGCAAGCGCUGAUGGGCGAGCCUAGCUUCGAUGGUAGCGACAAUAACGAUGUAAUUAAAUCGACAUCGGACGACGCAAAAUCAGCAGCUGCAGCAGCAUGCUCCUCUACGGAUGCCUCCGGUGUAGUGACGGUAACGCCGGGCGCUCCAACAGUAACUACUGCGUCCGGUGGCACCGCCAGUGCUGCGGUCGCCGUAGAGGACGCGAAGGAGAUACUGCACGGCAAGGCGUACCAUUGGCACGACUGGAGCAUCUGCCGCGGGCGGGACUGUCUGUACGUGUGGUCGGAUUCGGCGGCACUGGAGCUGUCGAAUGGAUCGAACGGAUGGUUCCGGUUCAUACUGGACGGUAAACUGGCCACGAUGUACUCGAGCGGCAGUCCAGAGAACGGUAGCGAUAGUACGGGCAGGGAAAAGGUCUCCUCCGAUCCGAACGUGCCUAAUGAAGAAAAUCGUGGCGAAUUUCUGGAAAAGCUACAGCGCGCCCGAGCCGCCGUACGGCAGGGCACCGUAUCGCAGCCCAUCCUGUCGGCCCCGAGCCUGGCACGCAUCGCCGUGGGCAACUGGGUGCUGCAGAGCCAGAAGGAGCAUCAGCUACAUAUCAACAAUUCCGAGGGCCAUCAGGUGACGAUACUGCAGGACGAGCUGCCCGGGUUCAUCUUCGAGAGCAACCGGGGCACGAAGCAUACGUUCACCGCGGAGACGACGCUGGGACCGGACUUUGCGGCCGGUUGGAUCAACACGAAGAAGAAGAAGAUGCGCUGCAAGGCCGAGGCCCAAAAGUAUCAGCUGCACAAGUUGGCUCGCGACCUGUACAACCGAUAUUUCAAGGCGGCCCAGGCCAUACCGCGUGGUGCCGUUGCAAAACUGUCCAAGAUUGUGCAUCAGAUCGAGAUAGCCCUGGAGGAGCAGCAGUCCACGUCGAAGGCCGCGCUCAUUUCCAGCACGACACAGCAAAUUACACCACCAUCGGCCGGCGUAAGCUGGCAGGAGAAGCUGUACAACGCGCUGACCGAGCUGGUGCACCUGCUGAACGAGGACGGCGUGAUCAGUGCGUACGAGAUGUACAGCUCUGGGUUGGUGCAAGCGCUUGUCGCCGUCCUUUCGCCCAACUACUGGGACCUGGGCAUGAACCGCACCAAAGCGAACAAGUACCAGAAGCAGCGGCUUUCGAUCUUCAAGAAGUGCAUGUACGGUGGGGAGCUGAAAACGGGCAAAAACACGGCCGCCAUACUGGUGCAGAAGCUGGUGGCGGUGCUGGAAAGCAUCGAAAAGCUGCCGGUCUACAUGUACGAUUCGCCCGGCGGUAGCUACGGGCUGCAGAUACUGACCAAGAAGCUUAGCUUCCGGCUCGAGCGGGCGGCCUGCGAGCAGACGCUGUUCGAUCGGACCGGGCGCAACCUGAAGAUGGAACCGCUCGCGACCGUUGGCCACCUGAACAAGUAUCUGCUGAAGAUGGUCGCCAAGCAGUGGUACGAUAUGGAGCGCUCGUCCUUUCUGUACCUGCGCAAGAUGAAGGAAGCGAAGUCGGGCACGAUGCAGUUCCGCCAUCGGCACGAUUUCGACGAGAACGGGCUGAUCUACUACAUUGGCACGAACGGGCGCACGCUGGAGUGGGUCAAUCCGGCCCAGUACGGGCUGGUAACGGUGACGAGCAGCGAGGGCAAGCAGCUACCGUACGGCAAGCUGGAGGACAUUCUUUCCCGCGACAGCGUGAGUGUCAACUGCCACACGAAGGACAACAAAAAGUCGUGGUUCGCGAUCGAUCUGGGCAUCUUCAUCCUGCCGACGGCGUACACGCUGCGGCACGCGCGCGGCUACGGCCGGUCGGCCCUGCGCAACUGGCUGUUCCAGAUGUCGAAGGAUGGCGUCAGCUGGGUCACGCUGCUCACACACACGGACGACAAAAGUUUGGCCGAGCCGGGCAGCACCUGCACCUGGCCGAUCGAUUGCCCGGCGGACGAGCAGCAGGGCUACCGGCACGUGCGCAUCCACCAGAACGGGCGCAACGCGUCCGGCCAAACGCACUACCUUAGCCUGAGCGGGUUUGAAAUCUACGGCAAGGUGAUGUCGGUGUGCGAGGACAUGGACAAAACAGCGGCGAAGGAGAACGAAGCGAAGCUGCGCAAAGAGCGCCGCCAGAUCCGUUCGCAGCUCAAGUACAUUACGGACGGGGCGCGGGUGGUGCGCGGUGUCGACUGGCACUGGGACGAUCAGGACGGCAGUCCGCCGGGCGAGGGCACGGUGAUUGCGGAGAUACACAACGGUUGGAUCGAUGUGAAGUGGGACCACGGCAUGCGCAACUCGUACCGCAUGGGCGCGGAGGGCAAGUACGAUCUGAAGCUGGCCAACGUGGACGGUUUGAUGGCGGGUGGGUACGAUCUGCACAGCAGUGGCAUCUCCGUUACGACGGCGGGGGGUGGAGCUAAUAACAAUCAGUUCGCCUCCACGGCCAACGUUCAGUGUGAGCUGGCGGAUGGUGGUAGUACCGCGUCGGGCAAGAAGAAGGUUUACGACAAAUCGCUGAACGUGCUAACGAGCCGUAAAUCGAGCUCGACCCCAAGUUUGCCGGAUGCGACGACCGAAAACCGAUCUUCUGUGGCUUCAACGGAGCAGGCGACGUCGGCCGAUAAUCUGUCCUGGAAGCAGGCGGUUGAGGUGAUCACGGAGAAUGUGCUGUCAUCGGCUCGUUCCGAUCUGGCGACCGUUGGCAGUGGAGGAAGCAGUAACGAUCUUUCUUCUUCGGUCGUUACCUCCAGCACGGCAACCACGGGGAACAAUCAGGAAGUGUCCGUCACGGUACACUCAUCGCUGAGCGAGCGGGGCAACAAUAUUCCCGAUCUGUCGCAAAUCAACAGCAGCACCUCCAUGUUGGUGUCCGAUCUGGCCACCAUCACGGAGAAUCUAUCCCUCUCGGAUGGUUCGGCGAAGCAAAGCGGUACCGCCACCGCUUCCUCGGCCGGUGGGCAGCAGUUUGUGAGCAACAUCAGCGGCACGGGCGUUCCCGUGCUGAUGGGUUCGUCCUCCUCUUCGUCCUCCUCCUCCUCGACGGAGGAAAACAACAAAACGAACAACAUCAACGAGACGAACAACAAGAUCAAUCUAACGAGCGGCAGCGGCGCGAGCAGUGUCGCUAGCGGUAGCAGCGCCUCGAGCGGCAAGGCCGGCCUGUCCUACCUGCAGACGCGCCUCGACAUGAUGGGCAAGAUGCGCGAGGGCGUCGACAUGCUGCGCAACAACACGAACAAUUUCCUAUCCUCCGAGCUGCUCACGCAGUCGAACUUGCUUUCCUCCGUCAAGAUUGCGUUCCCGCCGAUUCCGCCGGCCAACGCCACGACGGGCAGCAGCAGCAGCACGACCGCCACCACCAUCCCCGGCAGCGCAUCGUACGGCAGCAGCAUCUUCGUGGCAAGCACCAGCACUGGCACAAACCCGGCGGCGUCCUCCGGAACGGGCGCCAAGACCCCGACGGACAAGUUUGACGUGAAGUUCAACAACACCGCCACCGCGAACACGUUCAAGAAGGUGCUGAACGAGGCGAAGCAAAUCGGGGCGGAACAGCCACCCGCACCACCAGCACCGGCCUCGUCGAUGGGCGGCCGCGAUGCGACGAACAAUCUGAAGAACAACAUCGUCGUGGUCGGUUCGACGGAAACGACGGUGCUGGGUGGUGGUGGCGGUGGCGGUUCGUCGCAGGACGAUCCGAACGCGAUGGACUGUCUGAUGGGGUCCGUUUCCGGCAGCGAUGGAGUGAAUGUGGUCCCCGUAGUGGCACCCUCGCCGAACUCGAUGAGCGUCAGCGUGCCGAACCUGACGAGCAGCGGCACUGGAGCGAACAAUCAUUCACACAACGCGUCCCAUCGCACGUCCUCCCACCAUCACCAUCAUCAUAAUCAUCCGGACAGUGCGUCCCAAACGCUGGCGAACGACGCGCAACCGCCCCCGCCGGGGCUGCUGGAAACGUUCGCGGCCAUCGCACGGCGCCGCACGUCCGGCAGUGGCUCGAACUCCAACAGCAACGCCAACAACAACAAUGAAAACAACAACGCUGCAUCGCAUCCUUCCUCCUCAUCCUCCUCCUCGUCGCAGCAGACGACGGCGGCGGUUCCGAUCAACAAUCAGCUGAUUAGCAGCGGAGCAGGAGCGCUGGUGGGUGGAGGUGGUGGUGGUGUGCUGCAGAACAACAGCAACUUUUUCCCCCGUGGACCAAACUCGGUGACCAGCCUGGUGAAGCUGGCACUGUCCAGCCACACCGGGCUGCUCAGCACGGCCCAAAGCUACCCGAGCCUGUUCAGCUCGUCGUCGAACAACAAUGCUGCGGCCGGACAGGGUGCCGGGAAUAACAACAACGCCAACAACAUGGUCGGCGUGGGACAGGUGAACCCGCUGAACCCCGCCCUCACCAUGAGCCUGACGUCGACGUCGAGCGAUAGCGAGCAGGUGUCGCUGGAGGACUUCCUGGAGCAGUGCCGAGCGCCGACGCUGCUGGGCGACCUGGAAGACGACGAAGACAUCGAGGACGAGAACGACGACGAUGAGAACGAGGACGAGUACGAGGAGGUGGGCAACACGCUGCUGCAGGUGAUGGUUUCGCGCAAUCUGCUCUCCUUCAUGGAGGAGCGCACGUUCGAGAAUCGGCUGCCGACGGCCGGCAAGCGCAAAUCCUGGGACGAUGAGUUUGUGCUGAAGCGCCAAUUCUCCGCCCUGAUACCGGCGUUCGAUCCCCGGCCGGGCAAGACCAACGUGAACCAGACGAGCGAUCUGGAUAUUCCUGCGCCGGGCAGCAACAGCGCGACCGAUCCAACGGAGCAACCGCAGUCGUCUUCGUCGGGCAGGGGAGCGCUGCCGGAACCGGGCAGCGGCCAGUCGUCGACGGCGAUCUCUUCGCUGCCGCAGCCGACCCUGUCGCUGAUACUGCGCGGCCCAAACAUUAACGGCGUGAACGACGUGGAGGUUGACCUGACGCAGUCCGACUGGACGAUCUUCCGGGCGGUGCAGGAGCUGAUGCUGCAGACGACGAUGCCGAAGCAGGACAAGUUCCGCAAGAUCUGGCAGCCAACGUACACGAUCAUCUACCGGGAGGCUAGUCCGGGCUCGUCCUCGUCGCUGUUGGGUGGCGGUGGAAAGGAAGACUUUAGCAGCGGAGAGGAAGGCCGUGCUACGCCGAUCAUUUCGAUGUACUCGCAGCGCAGCCACGGGUCGACGCUGUCACCGAGCUCUCCGGUCCCGGGCACACCGUCCCUUUCCGGUGGUGGUGGUGCUGGUGGUACGGGAGCCUCAAGUGGUGGCGCACUGUCCUCCGCCCCGGGAACGGGCGGCAACCAGCAGCAGCAGCAGCAAUACUGCUCGGUCGAGGACGUACUGCAGCUGCUCUCGCAGCUCAACAGCAUCAACCAGUCGCUGGCGGCGACGCCGACCAACAACGACAAGAACCUGAUGCCGGACGUGGAGUCGCACUACCUCAGUCCGGACGUGUUCAUGAGCAAGAAGAUCACGAACAAGCUGCAGCAGCAGAUCCAGGACCCGCUCGUCCUGUCCAGCGGCAGCCUGCCCAAGUGGUGCGAGGAGUACAACCAGACCUGCCCGUUCCUGUUCCCGUUCGAGACGCGCCAGCUGUACUUCAGCUGCACCGCGUUCGGCGCCUCGCGCAGCAUCGUCUGGCUGCAGUCGCAGCGCGACGUCAGCCUGGAGCGGCAGCGCGCACCGGGCCUGAGCCCGCGGCACGCCGACCAGCAAGAGUUCCGCGUCGGCCGGCUGAAGCACGAGCGCGUGAAGGUGCCGCGCGGCGAGAACCUGCUCGACUGGGCGCAACAGGUGAUGAAGGUGCACUGCAACCGCAAGUCCGUGCUGGAGGUGGAAUUCGUCGGUGAGGAGGGCACGGGGCUGGGACCGACGCUCGAGUUUUACGCGCUCGUCGCGGCGGAACUGCAGCGCAGCGAUCUCGGCAUGUGGCUGUGCGACGACGAGGAACCGAAGCUGAUCGAGGACGAGAUCGAUCUCGGCGAGGGCAGCAAACCGGUCGGGUACUAUGUGCGCCGAUCGACCGGUCUCUUCCCCGCCCCGCUCCCCCAGGACUCGGACAUUAGCGAGGACGUGUCGGGCUACUUCUGGUUCCUGGGCGUGUUUUUGGCCAAGGUGCUUCAGGACAACCGGCUGGUGGAUUUGCCCCUGUCGAACAGCUUCCUGCAGCUGCUCAGCCACAGCCGUUCGAUGGCGCGUGGUGCGACCAGCCAGACCGGCUCGCUGCUGGGCAAAUCGGGCGUCAGCGAUGACAUCAUGAUGUCGUCCAUCCUGUCGGAGGACAGUGAUCGCGACCGGGACCUCCUGGUCGACUCGUACCAAUCCAAGAUGGCGAUGGCAAGCGAUGGCGCCUGGUACGAUGGCAUACUGACGCAGGAAAAUCUGCAGGAAAUCGACCCGAUCCGGUACCAGUUCCUGCGCGAGCUGCAGGAGCUGGUGCAGCAGAAGCAAGCGAUCGAGCAGAACGACGCGCUCAGCUCGGAGGAGAAGCUGCAGCAGAUCAGCGAGUUGAAGCUAAACACCAAAACGGGCUGUGUGGCGCUGGAGGAUCUGGCGCUUACCUUUACCUACCUGCCGAGCUCGCGCAACUACGGGUACGCGUCGGCCGACCUGCUCCCGAACGGGGCGAACAUCGACGUGACGAUCAACAACGUGGAGGAGUACUGCAAUCUGACCGUGGCGUUCUGCCUGCAGGAGGGCAUCGCGAAGCAGCUGGCCGCGUUCCAUCGCGGCUUUUGCGAGGUGUUUGCGCUGAACAAGCUGGCCGCGUUCACGCCGGACGAGAUCCGGAAGAUGCUGUGCGGCGAGCAGAACCCGGAGUGGACGCGCGAAGACAUCAUGACCUACACGGAACCGAAGCUCGGCUACACCAAGGAAAGCCCCGGUUUCCUGCGCUUCGUCAACGUGUUGAUGGGCAUGAAUGGGUCGGAAAGGAAAGCGUUCCUUCAGUUUACGACCGGCUGCAGCAGUCUGCCACCUGGCGGGCUGGCCAAUCUACACCCACGGCUGACGGUCGUGCGCAAGGUGGACGCGGGCGAGGGUUCGUACCCGUCGGUCAACACGUGCGUCCACUACCUGAAGCUGCCCGACUACCCGAACGAGCAGAUACUGCGCGAGCGGCUGCUGACGGCCACCAAGGAGAAAGGGUUCCAUCUGAACUAAAUCAAACGAAGAAUGAAUGGAAGAUGGAGAAAAAAAGCUAUAUUGUUUUUUUUUUUUGUGUACUGUUGAAAACGACAAGAUAAUGUUGCGAAAUGACUGAAUAUAAGAGGGAGAGAGAGUGUGCGUGUGUGCUGUGCGUUAGAAGAAAGAGUUGUUUACAGAGCAUUAGGCGACAACAACAACAACAAAACGAACAUAAUUGCAACGAUGAUGUGUGAGAGAGUACGGAAGGGAAAUGGUUAGAUAAAAUUCACAAAAUCAUUUAAACUAAACUAUUUUUACAUGCACCUCUCUCCCCAUUUUCUCGCCCCCCACAAACGCCCCAGCUAAAGAGAUGAUAUAUGUAAUAUUAGCACACACGUGCGCGUGUCUCGCCUCUCCGCACGACGCUGCUGCUGCAGCUGCUGCCUCUCUUUGGAAAUUUGAAGACUCUUUCGAAGGAGGACACGAAUCGAUUGAACUAAAUGAAGCGCGAAUUCGUUCAAGUUACAUAUAGGCACACACACACCGGCAGAAAAGAAGAAGCAAAUUUAUGUGAAAUCUAGAAAAGAAUUUCAAACACACACACACACACACAAACACAUGGUAAGCUUUUCUGUUCUUUACGUAUAUAAGGUACAUGAUAUAUGAAACGUAAAUAAGAGAAAGUGCUUUUAACGGUCGUGUUGGCUGUUCGAAUGGUUUGGUUUUUGGUAAAGGAAAACAGAUCGAGAAAAGAAUAGCUUUUUUGGGGAUUACUAUAGAAGAGAGAGAGAGAGAGAGGGGGGGGGGGGAAGAAGUACUCCCAGUUUGCAGAAAGGACCACCAUCGGAGAUGGGGGGGUUAAAGGAGAGUUGCUUAAUUUUGUUUCCUUUAAUUUACACACUCUAAGUCCCCUUUAUAUUUACACAUCAUUAUAAUCCGUUUAGCGUUUUGUUCUCUAGUUGGA